This is a messenger RNA of Hipposideros armiger (great roundleaf bat), 641 nucleotides long. Its product is annotated as serine/arginine repetitive matrix protein 1-like. The coding region runs from base 1 to 639 and encodes 212 amino acids. NCBI's taxonomy places the organism in Eukaryota, Metazoa, Chordata, Mammalia, Chiroptera, Hipposideridae. The transcript is spliced from 3 exons. The record is from RefSeq and is a predicted model, not a curated record.
AUGGGCUUUACGCCUGAUCUGAGAUUAAGUACUGUUCCAAUCCUGGCUCCACUUAAUAGUCAUGUGACUCUACACAAAUUUGGGAGGGAGGGGGCGGGUGGGGAGAGAAGCAGCAGAGUCACUUCACCGACCAGACGCUGCGGCCACCGCCGACGCCGCCGCCAUUUUAAUAGAGCGUUCGGGCUGCGCUCGGCUGUUUCCGUCCAGGCGAAGAAGCGGACGAGAAGCGCCUCGCGCUCUCAUUCCUCCGCCUCCCGCCCUCUCUUCGCCUCCCGCCCUCCCACCUCUCCCUCCGCACACACGCCGCACUCUCCACACCCCGCCGCGGCCAGCUCGCCGCCCUCCCUUUCCUCUUCCGCCCGGCCUCCCCGCCCUCGGUCCACCCCCUCCGCGCGCUCGCCCACCCCGCCCAGCCCGGAUCUCUGUCAGCGGCCGGAAGGGAAACGCGAAGCCAGCGCGGCCGCGGGGGGAGUCCGGGUGGCAGCUGAGAGACCUUGGUCACAGGAAGGAAAGCCCCAAGAAAUACUGGUUACUGAUUUAAAACCAAUCAUGGGGGGUCGGCCAAAUGGCGCGAUGGUUAAGAGCUGGCUUGGGAUGCCAGAGGGCCCCGGCUUGGAUCCCACGUAUCAGGGCCAGUGACA